AAAAAAGCUUUCACUUUCACUCUGUCUUCUAUAACUGCUGGCCCAUGUGUGUGUGUGUGUAAUCAAUUAAUACUCAUUCCACCUUAUGUCAUUAUAACCCUCCAUCAUUCUCUCUCAGAUCUACUUCACCAACCUUCAUUUAACUCAACUCAACACACAUUAACACAACACAAACAUAGUAUCAUACAUACAUGUUCACAAACCCAUCUUUUUUUAGUGUUCAUCAUGCUUCAAACUUUGAUACCAUUUUUAUUGUUCUUUUUUGUACCAGUUUUGUCUCAAGUUGACCAACUACUAUACACAGGUUUUAAGGAUGUUGGUCCAAAAAACCUAACCUUAAAUGGUAUAGCAGAGAUAGAAAAAAAUGGUAUAAUAAGAUUAACAAAUGAAACAAGUAGAUUAUUGGGUCAUGCUUUUUAUCCUCAACCAUUUCAGAUAAAGAACAAAACUACUGGUAAAGUUUUCUCUUUCUCAUCAUCUUUUGCACUUGCUUGUGUUCCUGAAUAUCCUAAACUUGGUGGCCAUGGCAUGGCUUUUACUAUAGUCCCUUCAAAAGAUCUCAAAGCUUUACCUAGUCAAUAUCUUGGUCUUCUGAAUUCAAGUGAUGUUGGUAAUUUCUCUAACCAUCUUUUUGCUGUUGAGUUUGACACUGUUCAAGAUUUUGAGUUUGGUGAUAUUAAUGAUAACCAUGUUGGUAUAGAUAUUAAUAGUAUGCGUUCAAAUGCAACUAUUACUGCUGGUUAUUAUAGUGAUGAUGAUAUGGUUCAUAAUAUUAGUAUUAAAGGUGGAAAACCAAUUUUAGUUUGGGUUGAUUAUGAUUCUUCAUUGGAACUUAUUAGUGUUACACUUUCACCAACUUCUAAUAAGCCUAAAAAACCUAUUUUGACUUUUCAUAUGGAUCUAUCACCUCUUUUUCUUGAUACUAUGUAUGUUGGUUUCUCUGCUUCAACUGGUUUACUUGCUAGCUCUCAUUAUGUUUUGGGAUGGAGUUUUAAAAUUAAUGGGCCGGCGCCUUUUCUUGAUUUGUCCAAACUACCAAAGCUUCCACAUCCUAAGAAGAAACAUACUUCUUUGAUACUCGGUUUAUCGCUCGGAUCUGCUUUGAUUGUAUUGUGUUCUAUGGCAUUUGGUUUUUACAUUUAUAGAAAAAUCAAGAAUGCUGAUGUUAUUGAAGCUUGGGAGCUUGAAGUUGGACCACAUAGAUAUACUUAUCAAGAGCUGAAGAAAGCUACAAAAGGUUUCAAGGAGAAACAGUUGCUUGGGCAGGGUGGUUUUGGCAAAGUUUACAAUGGGAUAUUGCCGAAAUCGAAGAUUCAAGUGGCUGUUAAGAGAGUUUCACAUGAGUCAAAACAAGGGCUAAGGGAAUUUGUGUCUGAAAUCGCUAGCAUAGGCCGGCUUCGCCACAGGAAUUUGGUUAUGUUACUCGGAUGGUGUCGUCGCAGAGGUGACCUUUUGCUUGUGUAUGAUUACAUGGCGAAUGGAAGCUUGGACAAGUACUUGUUUGAAGAUUCAGAAUAUGUGCUAAGUUGGGAACAGAGGUUUAAGAUAAUAAAGGGUGUUGCUUCAGGUCUUUUGUAUCUACAUGAAGGCUAUGAGCAAGUGGUAAUCCAUAGAGAUGUUAAAGCUAGCAAUGUGCUGUUGGAUUUUGAACUCAAUGGAAGAUUAGGCGAUUUCGGAUUGGCAAGGUUGUAUGAACAUGGUGCUAAUCCAGGCACAACAAGAGUGGUGGGAACAUUAGGCUAUUUGGCACCGGAGUUACCUAGAACAGGACGAGCAACAACAAGCUCCGAUGUUUUUGCAUUCGGCGCGCUUCUUCUCGAGGUUGUUUGUGGAAGAAGGCCUAUUGAACCUAAGGCAUCACAAGAUGAGUUGGUAUUGGUGGAUUGGGUGUGGGAAAGGUUCAAAGAAGGAAGAGCAUUUGAAGUAGUUGAUCCUAAAUUGAAUGGUGAUUUUGUUGAAACUGAGGUAAUGAUGGUUUUGAAAUUAGGUUUGAUAUGUUCAAAUGAUGUUCCAACUAUAAGGCCUAGUAUGAGACAAGUAGUGAGGAUUUUGGAUGGAGAAGUUGAGUUACCAAAUGAAAUGAGAAAACCAGGUGGUAUUGAUUCACAAGAAGGAUUUGAUGAAUUCUUGAAUUCUCUUGGAACUUCUAACUCAUUUGAUCAAAUGAGUUCAAGUUCUUAUAAUGGAAAGAGAGAUAUUGAUAAUACUAGUUUUAUCACUUUUGGUAAUUCACCUCAAUCAUCACUUCUCAAUGCUAGAGGAGAAACAAGGUGACUCUAAUAUUAUACUUGAUUAGCUCAUGAAAUUUGGUUUGGUUUAAUAUCUCAUUAUUAUGUCAAAAAAAUGUAUUGAUUAUACAAAGUUUUGGAAAUGAUGUCUGAAAUUGGAAAAGUAGCAAAUUCCAGUUUUUUACAUGUUGUCUUGUAAAAAAUUUUGGACACUGAUUGAAAUUGGAAAGCUAGUGUGUUUAGUUUGGAAAGUAUAUGAAUUGAUUUUACUUUAUGUAGAGUUAUUUUAGUGAAGACAGAUUUUACUUCUGCUUUAGUUUUUAACAUGUAUAAGGUUAAAUACCUCAUGUGGUUCCAUUAGUUAGAUGUCUUUAACAAGUUAGUAUAUAA
This is a messenger RNA of Medicago truncatula (barrel medic), 2618 nucleotides long. Its product is annotated as L-type lectin-domain containing receptor kinase S.4. Bases 226 to 2274 code for a protein of 682 amino acids. NCBI's taxonomy places the organism in Eukaryota, Viridiplantae, Streptophyta, Magnoliopsida, Fabales, Fabaceae. The transcript has a single exon. Gene Ontology annotation, biological process: protein phosphorylation. The record is from RefSeq and is a predicted model, not a curated record. Gene Ontology annotation, molecular function: protein kinase activity; carbohydrate binding; ATP binding.